UGAGAUGUACUCGCGAUUCGCGCUCAUCAUGUGCGUGUCAAAAAAAUGAUCUGAUUGGCUAUUCCGACGUAGAGCUUCGCGAGUUUAUCAAUCGCCCGUCAUCAGCCAUGUCUGCGUUGCUAUAGGUAUUAUACCCUACGCAUAUAUAUUUAUAUAUAUAUAUAUCUUCGAGUUCCAAGAUCGAACGGGUGAUGUAUAGUGCGCGCGAAGAGCCGCGAUGAAAUAACAAAAACAAGUGCGAGCGAGCUAAUCCGUGCUGGCCCCUGCAUCGACAAUUUCAUCGCACACGCGAUUAGCAUAAAAAGGCGAGAAGUAAAAACGAGUCGCUGCAGGAUUCUGACAUAGACACAUCACCGGGAUCGCUGCAGAGAGAAGAUAUGAAAUGCUGAUGCUCUAAGUAUAGUUAAAUGAGGGACUUAGGAUAGUCCCAUCUAUUACUAUCAUGUCAGAUGGAGUUGAUGGAGGUGGUGGGGAAAAUGAGGUAGACUCGCACUCCUCUGCACAUGCCGAGACUGGGGAGUCUACUAAUCACAGAGAAGAUGAAUCACAAGAUCCUGACAGUGAAGCUGCCUUAAAUACAAAUUAUGAUAGUAGUGAUGGAGCUGUACCUGCAUUUAGAUGUGAUAGGUGCGACAAUUAUGAAACCAUAAAUAAAACAGCCUUAUGCGCACAUCAAGACCAAUGUUUGGUGGGUGUGGAAGCUGCAGAAAGCGCGGAAAGCAUAGAAGGACCAGAAAAUGAUGCUGAUGCGGAAGAGGGACAUUCAGGUCAUAGAUCUCAUCGUAAGAUGUUUGAAUGUGAUGUUUGCAAUAUGAAAUUCUCAAAUGGAGCUAAUAUGCGGAGGCAUAAGAUGAGGCACACGGGAGUUAAACCAUAUGAGUGCCGCGUUUGUCAGAAGAGGUUUUUCCGAAAAGAUCAUCUUGCAGAACAUUUCACAACUCACUCGAAAACCUUACCAUAUCAUUGCCCCAUUUGUAAUAGAGGAUUUCAGCGCCAAAUAGCUAUGAGGGCACAUUUUCAGAAUGAACAUGUCGGUCAGCAUGAUAUGGUCAAGUCCUGUCCUUUAUGUCAUUAUAGAGCUUCCACCAUGAAAUGUCUUAGACUUCACUUUUUUAAUAGACACGGCAUAGAUCUCGAUAAUCCGGGUCCCAAUAGUUCGACCUCGCUUAUGAGUAGCUGUUCACCCGGUGAAGCCAUGUCCUCGGCACCGCUCUCAGAUAGUGGCGAUAGUACUGGAAAUAGAUCCGCCGAUAAUGCAACGCCGCCGAUGCAUUUUCUCACACCGCACGUUGAAAUAUCCAUUCCAUAUCCUGAGCAAAAUAGCGCGAUGCGCAAUCCGAGUCCAGCACCGCUGAAUGGCGACAGUCCUAAUAGUCCGCAAAGCGCUGACAGCAACAGUAAUGCUCCGACCAGCAGCCAUCAUCAACUACCAGUAAACACUAUUAGUUCUCACAGCAUUAGCGAGGGGGAGCAGAUCAUCACUCCUUCCAUCUCUCUGAUUCCGAUAAAACAGGAGCCAAAUAGCAACGGAUUGUUGGAUGAGAAUGGUGCAACCUCCAGCAAUCUACCUUUACCAUCGCUAAUCAAGGUAUCGCCGUUAAAGUCUUUGUUGCGCGACGACUUGCGUCGCAAACUUUCUAGCAGUAAUAGCAACCUCAACAACAAUAAUAACAGCAACCACAACAACAACAAUAAUAAUGCCAAUGGUAGUAGCAACAAUAACGUCAACAGCAAUAAAAUCAACAACGCUGGUAAUAGUACUAACAUUAAUCACGUAAACAAUAAUCCGCAUGCGCGCGGUGAACCUCCAACGUCCACGAGACCGGACCAACGUAGUACCGGUCUCCAGUGCAGUCACUGUAGAAUUACUUUUCCUGAUCAAACUCUCUACUUUUUGCACAAGGGUUGCCAUAGCGAGAGUAACCCUUGGAAAUGCAACAUAUGUGGCGAGCAGUGCUGCAAUCUAUACCAAUUCAAUUCGCAUUUACUUAGUAAAAGUCAUCAAUAAUUCGCCACAUUGGUUCGCUUAUUUUACAUCCACUAUGAACGAAAUCAACGAUUUCGAAAUUUUCAACUAUGAGCAUUUUAAUUAAUCUCAUUAAUUAAGAAAAAAAGUCAUAGACUAAAAGAUAGUUACUUGUGACAAAGUAAUUUUUGAGUAAUGAGCAUUACUCAUUUAUUUUUACUUGUCCUUGUACGUUUUAUUCAUUGCAAGUCAUUCAACAACAAAUCUAUUUUCAAAAUGUUCUCAUGUUUGGUGUAAUAGAAAUCAACGUUUGAUUUUUUUUUUGCUUGUAGAAAUUAUUACAUGAAUACUUGUAAAUAUUUUAAAUUAUAGAAUUGAUUGAAUUUGCACUGUACAUAAUAUUAUGAAAUGAGAAAUUUUUUAAAUAUUCAAAUGACGUUGAAUCAUAUACGUGAUUGAUUGCACUAUGCUAUUUUGCAAACAAAAAAAUUUUACACAGACGAUUGUAUCAAUCACAAAUACAAUCUGAUAAACCAAAGAUACUACAAUGCGAUGUAUAUGCCCUGUAAAACAGGUAUUUAUUUUUGUUGGGCUUUUCAAACAUAACUAACAAGUGCUUACUUGUUUUUAAAAAGAAUCGCGAAGAUUAACUAAAAGGUCACUAUUUGUACAGUCGAAAUAUUUACAAGUAAGCAUGUUUUUAGUUUGAUGCCCGGCUAGUGCAUUUAGAAUUUUCGGGUGUCUAUCGCUGAACUCACCUAAAUUAUCGUAAAACGAGAGAAAUCGUGCCUUUUAUGCAAACUCGUCCAUCAAGCAUUCACCGCGUGAGAACGAGAUCCGUCCAUAGGGCUUGGCCGAAUUAUUUCAAGCUCCAACUAUCUAGUUAUGAACUAAGAAACAAGUGCGUUUAUGUAUAUGCGUGUAUGCUCAUAUAUAUUUAUAAUGUAUAUCUGCAUACCUGAAAUAGUUUCAAAAUUGUCAAAUGACAAGUCGAAUUUCGGCAUGAUAGAUUUGUAUUUAGUAGAUAGGGAUUAAAUAGUUUACAGCAACAAACCUCUUGUUAUAAAGUGUUUUAAAAACACGAUUUAUAACAAGCGUUGCGGCGAUUAAUUUCAAAACUUUGAUUCACAUAUAUAUAGAGUUUUUAUUCACGGAUUCUUGUUCGUUGUUAAUAUACCAACAGUCUAACACCAUUUCUAAAGAUGAGUUGUUCUAAUGGUAUUAACCAUGUUUUAAACUUUCUUUCAAAGAAAAAUUGUGUAAACAAAUUUGUAUGUGUCAAGAUCAACAUUUUGUGCAUAUGAGAUCUUUGCAUGAUAGAGUGUACAUUCAUCUAUAUACCUUGCUCACCAAGCUUGUUUUUUUUACAUUCUUGAAAAUUAGAGAAUUUGAAUUUUGACAAGUUAUAUCACUCAUAAGUUAUUCUGAGUGCUUUUGACAAAAUUCUAUGAAUUAGCUCAGCAGAUAAUGCAAAUUAACAUCUGCUCAGCUUAUCAGCAUUUUGCCUUUAAUUCGGCAACUUAUUUUAUAUAUAAAUAUUUGUACAGAAAUAAAAUUAAGAUAUAUAAUAUAUGAAGGAGAUUAAAUUAAAAAAAAACUUUAUAAUAUACACAUUUAUGGAAGGCAACACGUGAACAUGAAUUUAUUUUAUUUUGUUGUCAUAAGAAAAGAAAGGUUAUAAAGAAAAUAAAAAGGCAGAUUGUCACUUAUACACUGCUGUAAAUGGUUGUAGUUAUAUUAUUUAAUAAUUGUUCUACAUAUAUAUCUAUAUAGUUAUACUUAAUUAAUAUUGUACUAUUGAACUACCUAUAGCACAUAAGUAAUUUAUUGCCUUGCAUUCCAAGAAAAUUGAAAAAAGAGCGCUAGUUUAAUUUCUUAUUGAUAAUAUAAAUCAUUAAGUAAAGGUUGUUAAUGAUGCUUAUUGUAAGAAGCUUAAAAAUUUUGUUAUUUUUGCAUAAUGCUCUGGAAUUACUUUUUUAUUUAAUUUUUUCAGUAUAGAAAACUCAUAUUGUCACUAAAUAAAUAUUUACAAAUCUUCACAACGUAUAUCGUAAAAAUAACAGCAUUUAUAAUAAAUUAUCAACUUUUUGUGCAAGCAUCAUUAGCUUACAAUUUUUGUAAAACUAUCUUGUACAUACAUAAUUAUAUCUAUGUGUUCAUCAUAUUUUUGUCUGCGGUUAAAAUAAAUAUAAAAAUUGUUCGAUCAACUCAGUAGUUGACAGUGCUGACAAGUGCCUGAUCCAAAUCAAGAUGGUGAUUUGUCUUGCCUUCUUGUUCAUGCCCUUGUGCUAUUUGUUUAGUAUUAAGGGUAACCCUACAUAAUUUAUCAUUGAAUAAAGUAUAAAAAAGGGCAUAGUUCACUGUACUUGUAAAAAGGUACAAGUAGUUUUUGAUGCAAAAAUCUACUUAAAAAAUGUAAUUCAAUAUACCUAUAUAUACACUUGUACCAAAAUCAUGAUUAAAAGCCUUGCACUGUAUUUUCUAAAUAGGACCAGAAAGUAGAAAAAUGCCUUAUACUGUGAUCGCGCUUAUCGAGAAAAAAAAUAUAUAUCUAUAUAUAUAAAAAUAGUUUUCAAAUGACUUAGUAUAAAAAUAUAGAACGCAGCAUUGGACUCUGACAUAAGGGCAUAGUUUUAAAUUCAAGCUUAAAUGCUAUAAACAGCAAAAGCCAUCCAAAAGCCAAUAAAAAAUAAACGAAAAUAUGAUGAAAGAUAAAGUAAAAGAUUAUGCACCUUUUCCAUUGAUUUAUAAGGGAGUAAGUAUUGUAUGUUCAAAGUUCAGUAAUUUAUAAGAAAACUAUUGUUCUUGUUAUCAACGUGUAUUGCGUCUAAAAAUGUUAAAAAAUUAUAAUUAAUCAUGUACUCACCUUACGUUGUAUGAAAAAAAUUCCAAUUAUCUUUAUCAAUUUAUUUAUCUGUCGUUUUGACAAUUUGUUUAAAUAAAUAUUUAUAAUUUUAUGACUGUUGAUUAGAUAAACCUUAUGUGAUUUAUUUCAUAGCGUACCGUUCAAACUGCACCAUCGAGUUGUAAUAUUAUUGUAUAAUUAUAUGUGCGUAUGAUGUACAUCCGUGACUAUGCAUGUAUAUGAUACAUACAUAGGCAUAUAUACAUAUAUAAAUAAACAUAUGUUUAUAGUUUCAAAAA
Messenger RNA from Nasonia vitripennis (jewel wasp), 5110 nucleotides. Its product is annotated as zinc finger protein ztf-16. Gene Ontology annotation, biological process: regulation of transcription by RNA polymerase II. The transcript is spliced from 6 exons. Bases 443 to 2008 code for a protein of 521 amino acids. Gene Ontology annotation, molecular function: DNA-binding transcription factor activity; RNA polymerase II cis-regulatory region sequence-specific DNA binding. Lineage: Eukaryota; Metazoa; Arthropoda; Insecta; Hymenoptera; Pteromalidae. The record is from RefSeq and is a predicted model, not a curated record.